This is a messenger RNA of Cyprinodon variegatus (sheepshead minnow), 1416 nucleotides long. RefSeq names its product forkhead box protein P3-like. The transcript has 11 exons. Gene Ontology annotation, cellular component: nucleus. Gene Ontology annotation, biological process: regulation of transcription by RNA polymerase II. The coding region runs from base 59 to 1234 and encodes 391 amino acids. The record is from RefSeq and is a predicted model, not a curated record. Gene Ontology annotation, molecular function: DNA-binding transcription repressor activity, RNA polymerase II-specific; RNA polymerase II cis-regulatory region sequence-specific DNA binding. Lineage: Eukaryota; Metazoa; Chordata; Actinopteri; Cyprinodontiformes; Cyprinodontidae.
UUUAUUUUGCAUUUACUGUGGAUUCUUGUGAAGGUGAGAAUAGAUUUCCUGUGGAAUAAUGCACCAUGCAUUUUUACAGAGUAGAAAAGAGACCGUGGUGAGCGGAAGGUUGUGCCGGCGGGAGCUUCUGUUAAGAAUGGAUGAAAUACUGAAGCAUAAACAUAGGCGGCCGUCGGUGCUGCGUCAUAAUCCACAAACGGCUUCCAGACAACAACAUGAUGGCAGCGGAUCUAGUUCUCUUUGUAAAGAGGAGGCCGACUUGCGUCCUUCCUGGUCAAACUCUGCUUUGAUGCUGUCAACACCAAGCCCAAGCCUCUAUCUUAUGUCAUCGAACAGAGAACGUCCAAAGCAAUCUUCAGUCAAGACCGGGAUUGAUAAUAGCAUGCUGGAGGGGAUGAGUCCCCUGUUUGUAAGCGGUCUUUGCCGCUGGCCAGGCUGUGGAACCAUGUCAGAAGAUUUCUCCUCCUUCUUAGAUUCCCAGCUUGAGUGUAAAAGCAGCCGGGAUGAGGAUCAGUGCCUCCAAAUUCUAGACCGUGGUCUUGAGUCGGAAAAAGAGUGCCUUCUCCUGGUUGGGGAGGAUGCACUGCCCCUAGUGGAGGAGUUUAAGUAUCUUGGGAUCUUGUUCAUGAAUAAGAGAAGAUGGAGCGAGAGAUCAACAGGCGGAUUGCUCGUCUUGGAGAAACAGAAACUUGUUGCGAUGCAGCUUCAUCUUUCAGAGAACAAAUACUCCAACCCGGUCAUCAGUGAAGACAGAAACCAACAGGGGGGGAUAAAAACCCCAAAUCAGUUGGUCCAACAUGACUGCACAGCCAAAGCAGCUUCCCAUCUUCUGCCAGAUCUGUUCCCGGGUAUUGAAUGCUACAAAUACAACAACAUCCGGCCUCCAUACACCUAUGCUUACCUGAUAAGAUGGUCGAUCUUGGAGUCUCCAGACAAACAGAGGACUCUGAGUGAGAUUUACAAUUGGUUUACUACCAUGUUCUUCUACUUCAGACACAACACAGCUACAUGGAAGAAUGCAAUACGUCACAAUCUGAGCCUUCACAAGUGUUUUGUACGAGUGGAAGGAGAGAAGGGAGCUGUGUGGACCGUGGAUGAACCAGAAUACCAGAGAAGAAAAGGACAGAAGUAUCACCGAGACUGCCCUGUGAAGUGGCUCACCUACUCCCAUUUCUAUGCUGAAGAGCCGGCAGCCGACAGCAGCACAGUGCCUCUCCUGUUUUCUAGAUGUUGAAGUCAUGUAUAUUCUUCUAUUCACAUUUUACUCAUCUCUUUUAUUUCUUAUUUGCAUGAUAAUAUACAUCAUGUUUUACUAUGGAAAGCUUUCAAAUCAACUACAAUUACUCACUGCAGAAAUAAAAUCUACUUUUCACGUCAUUGAAAGCUCCAGGACACAAAAUGAAGCCUUAUUGAGAU